This is a messenger RNA of Capsicum annuum, 561 nucleotides long. RefSeq names its product extensin-2-like. The record is from RefSeq and is a predicted model, not a curated record. Bases 1 to 561 code for a protein of 186 amino acids. The transcript is spliced from 2 exons. Lineage: Eukaryota; Viridiplantae; Streptophyta; Magnoliopsida; Solanales; Solanaceae.
AUGGUGCCAAAGGUACCUAAAGACCACUACAAGGUGUCAUCCAAAAAACAAUUUUUGCCUAACAACUACAAGGUGUCGUCUUUGCCAAAGAAGGACUACUACAAGAAACCAGCAGUUUCUGAUUACUACAAGAUCCCAUCUUUUCCGAAAGGUAACUACGACAAGGUACCUCCUAUGCCUAAACAAGAGUACAAGGUGCCAUCAUCUGUGCCGGAGAAUGACUACUACAAGAAACCGUCAGUUUCAGAUAACUACAAGGUCCCACCUUUUUCGAAAGAGCCAAAGAAUGAGUAUUACAAGGUACCUUCAUUGUCAAAAAGCGAUUAUUACAAGAAGCCAACCGAUCCUAAGGAACUCGAGCACCCUUCGUACUAUUACAAGUCACCACCUCCACCAUCGCCUCCCCCUCGACUACCAUACUACUAUAAUUCACCACCUCUUCCUUCGCCGUCACCACCACCACCACAGUACUACUAUAUUUCACUGUCUCCUCCUACACCGUCACCGCCACCUCCCUACUAUUAUCACUCAUCCACAACUCCUUCUCCAUCACACUACUAG